AUGAUCAGCAGCGAGUCAAGUGACGAGGAGCUCACGACGCUGUAUCAAGCCGCUGUAGCUGCCAUUAAACCCGUCCGGAAGAUUAAAAUGACCAAGAAUGAAACAACGGAUACUCUCGCUCCGUCCCUCGAUGAAUUUACAGGUCAAAAACGCUCUCUAGAAGCUUCUACAGCUAUUUUAAAUCCAGACGAAGCCCAGAAACUCAAGCGAGAAGCUCGUAAGAAGCGUAAAGCUCAAGAAAAAGUGUCUCGGGAAGCGGAAAAGAAGCAGAAAAAACACGAGCAAUUGCUUAAGGAACGAGCAAGGAAGGGACGAGCUUAUACGCUCAGUCUUGCAAUUCCUGGCUCGAUUUUGGACAAUGCACAGACAAAGGAGUUGAAGACGUACUUGGCUGGUCAAGUAGCUCGUGCUGCAGUGAUUUUUCAAGUGGAUGAGGUUAUUGUCUUUGAUGAUCAAUUGGGUGAUAAUGUGAGCACGGGGGCAGUCAAGAAACGGGCCCAUGACUGUCAUGUCUUUAUGGCGCGCAUUUUGCAGUAUCUGGAGACGCCACAGUAUUUAAGACGUGCAUUGUUCCCAAUGCACUCGGACUUGAGCUGUGCAGGGUUAUUAAAUCCAUUGGAUUGUCCACAUCACUUGCGUGCACAAGAGUGGAGUGUGUACCGUGAAGGUGUGGUUACGGACCGACCACUGAAGGAGAAAGAAGGCUCGCAUGUCUAUGUCGGAUUGCAGCGUGAAGUUGUGGUGGAUAAACGUAUUACACCUGGCGUUCGGGUGACUGUAAAGAUUGAUGAGGCUUCUAAAGAGUUUAAGAAGAAAAUGGUCGGUCAGCUUGUGUCGUCUGCUGAACCGCGAGAACAGCUUGGUUUGUACUGGGGCUAUACAACACGAUUUGCGUCUUCGUUGAGCGACGUUUGGACCACCUGUCCCUUUCCGGAAGGGUACGAUCUCAAGAUAGGCACAUCCGAGCGUGGUAAUGUAUCGAUCGAUGACGCAGACUUCUCCAUGCCGAAAUUUCGACACGCACUUAUUGUCUUUGGCGGUGUGGCUGGUAUUGAGGAGUGUGUGGACGCUGACGAGAAGCUUCCUGUAAGCGGUGAAGACUCGCACACGCUAUUUGACAUGUGGGUAAACACGUGUCCUGAGCAGGGAAGUCGCACCAUUCGUUCAGAGGAAGCUUUGCUGAUCUCCCUUGCUGCCCUUCGGCCGCACGUCAUUCGUGGUGGACGAGCACAAUAG
Molecule: messenger RNA, 1236 nt
Organism: Peronospora farinosa
Lineage: Eukaryota; Oomycota; Peronosporomycetes; Peronosporales; Peronosporaceae
Source: the annotation of a GenBank genome assembly